ACAAGCACACGAAGAUCGCGGCCGAAGGCUCCAACCGACUUGAGUCGGUGCUGGUGGGAUUCGACGAGUUAGUUCGCCGCCAGAGCAGAACGCGUUUAGUAGGAAUCCGAGUGCCUAAAUCCGAGAUUGUGUCCAAAAUUAGCAGCGCAGAAAUAAAAUUACAAAAACUUUUCAAGUACUCGUGCAACCAGAGACCCAAACCCCACAAACCCCCAAAACCCCACCCACUGGUGGGCGGAAAUCCAGCCCAUCCGAGUCGCCCACACGAGCAUUUGACUUCUGUCACCUCCGAAGUGGAAAAGUCGUCGGUUGUUGAUUUUCACCUGUUGAUUUACCCUUUUUGCGGCGUCGGUCUUCCAGCGCCUAUAUAAACAAAUGCUCCCAACGGACCUGCGUUUAUUCUGCAUUGUCACACCUAACGGUUGAGAUUCGCCAGCGGAGAAUAAAAUACAAAAAAUAAUUUAAAGCCCAAUCAGCAAUCUAUUUAGUGGCGUUCAUUAGCUGGCUGAAGCUCUAAUUUGACAUUUAUUUUUGGAACAACUCAGUAAAAAAGUACAGCUACAGUAAAAAGUACAGUUACAGUGAAAAGUGUUAACCGGAACUGUCAGAAUUCGGGAUCAAGUGUCAAAAACUAGACGUAUCUGUCAAAGUUUUCAAUUGUUUCCGGUGAAUUUGGACAAAGUUGAGGAUGUCCGCCCUGUCCGCGCCCACCACAUGUGGCUGCUCGCCCGUCCACUGGGCCAUUGUCAUUGUGCUCCUGUCAGUGGCGAUUGGACCGGGAGACGCCAUGGCCCGUCCAGCCCGCAACACGCAGUUGUUGUUCAGCGAGCUCCUGGGGGGCGAAAACGAGGACAACAACUACUACGGCGACCAGUUGAAGUUCCAGCAGCAGCAGCAGGAACAGAAGCAGCAGCGGGUGCCAGCCUUCGCCAGGAAGUGGCCUUCGUUGAGGGAUCUGCUGCUCACCGUGGACUACGAUGACUUCGGGGUUACCCAGGAGAGCGAGGAGCAGGUGGCGCCCAGUUCCCGCCUGCUGGCUCGACUGCACAGGCUCGGCGAUAACGGAGGCGGCGAGGAGCUGCGCUACAACGUCGUCAACGAUCUGACCAACAUGCCCAGCAAGAAGGUGCUGCCAGGACAUCCCCUCAAGGAUCACAACACCAAGAAGAACGUUCAGUUUCGUAAACAAUAUAUGUCGCCUUGCCACUUCAAGAUCUGCAACAUGGGACGCAAGCGCAACGCUGGCUUCAAUUCCUACUGAAGAUACCUAAUGCUUUAGAUCCGCAACGCCAAAUAAGCCAAACAAACCAAAGUCAAAUAAACCCUUUCCAAAAAUCAAAGAAUUUGCAUUGUCACACACACACACAAACGCUGGACGAAUGUUCAAAUGCCAAGUAUUGUCUACCGUUCUAAUUUAGUUAACAACCCGUGCGGAAUUUAGUUAAAAACUACGAUUACAUUGUACUUAUACAUAAAGUCUCGACUUACAUACACUGACACACAUCUGAUAUCCGCUCUCUGCACACCGACACUCACACACACACACACACACGCACACCGAAGUAUUUCCAUAUUAGUUAUAAUAUAAAUAUUAUCUAUGAUUCUUGUUGUAUUCGAAAUACAUUAAAUUAUGAUAACCAACACAAUGUUGCUAGAUAUUAAGCCCAAAAUACAUACUACUGAAAAAUAUUUAUUGAAAACAAAACAAACAACAUACAAGAUUGA
Molecule: messenger RNA, 1725 nt
Organism: Drosophila mauritiana
Lineage: Eukaryota; Metazoa; Arthropoda; Insecta; Diptera; Drosophilidae
Exons: 5
Coding region: 689-1261 (190 amino acids)
Source: RefSeq, a predicted model, not a curated record